AUGAGCACAAAUCGUAGAAGUUCUCCCAGAAAUACAAUGAAUCCACCAAAUAUCCUAAAAUCCAAGAAAUCCUCUGUUGAUAAAUCUGUUUGCGAAAAUGUUCCUUUAAGGAUUUUGGAUAAGAGAAAUCACGAAUUUGAUGAUGGUGAAUUUUUGGUGGAAUGGAAAGAUGGUACAACUUGCUGGUUGACGAGAUCCUUGAUUUAUAAUGAACAAUUGAUUCAGGAUUAUGAGGAGCAAUUGGAUGUAUCAACUAGUAGUGAAGACGUAAAUGACAGUGUGGAUUACCCCGAAGGGCCAGUAGGAUUAGCCAGAGGUCUUCAACCCGAGAAAAUCCUAGGAAUUACAAAUUCCCAUGGCGAAUUGAAAUUUCUGAUAAAAUGGGCAAAUUCCAUAGAUGCAGAUCUGGUGCCUGCCAAAGAUGUCAAUAAGAUUUACCCACGUAUGGUUAUCGAGUUUUACGAAAAUCGAAUCGUUUGGCAAGAGCCAGAGGAAGAAGAUAAAUAA
Ctenocephalides felis (cat flea) is the source of this 507-nucleotide messenger RNA. RefSeq names its product chromobox protein homolog 3-like. The record is from RefSeq and is a predicted model, not a curated record. The coding region runs from base 1 to 507 and encodes 168 amino acids. Gene Ontology annotation, cellular component: nucleus. Lineage: Eukaryota; Metazoa; Arthropoda; Insecta; Siphonaptera; Pulicidae. The transcript is spliced from 2 exons.